Pyrenophora tritici-repentis Pt-1C-BFP is the source of this 564-nucleotide messenger RNA. RefSeq names its product DUF95 domain containing protein. The record is from RefSeq and is a predicted model, not a curated record. NCBI's taxonomy places the organism in Eukaryota, Fungi, Ascomycota, Dothideomycetes, Pleosporales, Pleosporaceae.
AUGGCGCGGGCAGGACAUUCAGGCACAGUCGUGGGCUCGGCCAUAGUGGUGCGAGAGAAGUACUACUGGCCAGAUCUUCAGCUCAACAUCUGGACAAUUGUCAUGCUAGCCACAGCGGGAACAAUCUUAGGCAUCAACGCACAAUUCAUGUCAAUACAGGAUCGAAUGGGCCUCGGGACGCCAUGGAUAAUGCCGUAUGGCGUGACUGUCGGCACCCUCGCCAUCAUCUUCAUCAUCGUCGAAAUCGUCUACAUUGCACAACGUAAACUUCUUCCCGGCAUUAUGAUGCUGCUGUCGUUUAUUCUGCUCGUUCUAUUCAUCGCUGGUAUAAUCGGUACUGCGAUUCAGCUGUUCGCCGGCCCGAACAUCAACAAUCAGUGCAAUACUUAUGUAUUCAACAACGGUGUUAGUGGAGCGAACAUUGAGACGCUGGCAUUCUUGCAGCAGAGAAAUAUCUGUCAGUGCUGGCAGGCUGAAUUCGCCUUCUGGAUCAUCGGGUCCAUAUUCCUCGUCUGGAUGAUGGUCAUGGCGAGUCAAGUCAACUCGAAUCAGUACGUUCGGUGA